Molecule: messenger RNA, 1057 nt
Organism: Zeugodacus cucurbitae (melon fly)
Lineage: Eukaryota; Metazoa; Arthropoda; Insecta; Diptera; Tephritidae
Product: chymotrypsin-1
Exons: 1
Coding region: 100-945 (281 amino acids)
Biological process (GO): proteolysis
Molecular function (GO): serine-type endopeptidase activity
Source: RefSeq, a predicted model, not a curated record
AAUUUCCAAAGUCACAAGUCAUAUUUGUAUUGUGUUGAGACCAGUAGCUGGUGGUUGUGGUAAAAGUGUUGCAUACAAGUGAAGUGUCGUGUGAAUAGAAUGUGGCAACCACAUUAUACGAACGUUGCAUACGUGCUACUCUUCGCACUUUGUCUCAGUAUUUGUGUUGAAUACACACAAGCCAUACGCAUACCAACGGAGCUUCGAAAUUAUAAUGACAAUAAAAGUAAUGGCACAUCAAUUAACGGGCGCAUCGUGGGCGGUGUAGUGGCCGCAGAGAGUGCCGCACCCUAUCAAGUGCUAAUCAAAACCGUCUGGGAUUCGCAUGUGUGUGGUGGUGCUAUCAUAUCGGAGCGUUGGAUACUCACAGCCGGCCAUUGCAUGGAAGAUUUUCCAAUCGAAUCAUUGCGGAUUGUUGUUGGCACGAAUACGUGGAGCAAAUCGGGUGUAACAUUCCGUCCGGAGCUCGCCUAUCGUCAUUGCCGUCAAGAUAUGCCAAUGUAUCAGAAUGAUAUUGCCGUGGUGCGUCUGAACGGCACUAUACAAUUUAAUAAUGUCACACAACCGAUUGAGUUGCAUACGCAACCGCUUAAAGCUGGCGAUCUGGUCACAAUGACCGGCUGGGGUAGUCCACUUUUGAAUUCGCCUAAUACCGAGCUGCUGCAAACGCAAAACUUUACCGUUGUCUCUAGAGAGGAGUGUUUGGAGCGUUGGGAGCAUCAUACGGGUGUUGGUUAUGGUCACAUUUGCACAUUCAGUAAAAAGGGUGAAGGCGCCUGCAAUGGCGAUUCGGGCGGUCCUAUUGUGUAUGAGGGGAAAUUAGUUGGUCUGGUCAAUUGGGGUGCACCCUGUGCGAUGGGCAAGCCGGAUAUGCAUGCGAGUGUCAUUUAUUAUCGGGACUUCAUUGAACGUUCGUUGGAGCAAUGUACGCGUCAGCGGUCGUAAAGGAGUUGUUGCAACGCGAUGUGACUGUGAUUUUUUGGGACUUUAAGAAUGCAAUAAAAUAAACUUAUUUAUUUAUAAAAACAAUAAAAUAUAAUAGUUAUUUAUUUAAAAA